GCAGCAGCCAUCAUGGCGAAUACGAACCCAAGGAAAUUUGUGGAGAAAAUAGCUUUACACACUCAAAGAAUGGCAGAAGAAAAGGCACAGGUGGAUAAAAUUUUGCGCGAAGUUGCUGAAGUCACAAGGAGGUCCGCUCUCAGCAACCUGGAGGAGAUGAACGGAGGUCGUAGCGACACGCAGAUUGUCUAUCGAGAUCGGGGCCGGACUAUGACGUCCGGGGGACCAAUGAGAUCGCGGCCGGGUGAGAGACGACAUGACACAUCCCCCUACUCCAGCGGCCCCUACCUCUCCCCGCCACCACCUGAUAGCAACUGGAGGCGCACUUACAGUGACUCCUCGCUACACCAGAGUGCGGCCGCGCAGACAAACGAGUCACAACGGAGAGCAAUGGAUGGUCAGCUGACUGAUGGCUACGAGCCCAGCAGAAGACACUUGUCCGUCAGUCCGGACGGUCGGCCGAGAUCUUGCGAGGUGCCUCGGGUACCAGGAAUAAAUAUUUUCCCGUCGGCACAAGAGCCGGGCACAGUUCAGAUUCCCAUCGGCAACAACACAGGAUCUCUACCAGAUCUCACUAGUUUCCAGUUCUCUUCUCCCCUUCCCACCCCUCUGGACCAGGAGGACCAUAACAGUUCGCCCUACAGCAAUAGCCCUCAAGGGACCAGUCCCUCUACGCUUUCCCCCACUUCCCGACCCCAAGGGCGAUUUUCGUUUGGGGGCAACUCCCCUCCGAAUCUCCCCCAAACCUCUCCCCCAAACCAGGAGUCGCCCAGUCCCCCCAGCCCCCUUUUGGGACACCCUGUGGCCGGUGUAACGCUGGACAACAGUGGAGGUGGAGGGGGUAAGGAGCAGUUUUCUCCGCAGAUGGUUUAUCAGUCUACGCAGAGGAGUCCAUCACCGCAGCACUCCAUGCAGCCGUGCAGUCCGCUACCCAUAGCACAAUCCUCAUCUCCAGUACCUGUAGUGGAUUAUGUCAAUUCACUUAACUCAUAUAGAUCACCCCAUCCAGUCAAUAGGCCUAGCCCACAGAAUUCGCCUGGUCUUACUGUAAAGUACGGCAGUGCCAGUCCGUUGAGUAGCAGUCCGCAAAGUCCGUCGCCGUCUAGUCCAUCGAGCACCGGACCUAUCAGUUUCCCUGAGCACAAUAGCUACUACAUCACCCAAGAUCAGGCCAACAUGUUGCAACAUAACUUUGAGCAAUUCAGCAUGAGGGACAGCCAAGGCUCCUUGGAUUACAUAGGCUCAACAAACAACACUUCACCUUAUUCUCAGACUGAUGAUCCUUGCCCACAAGAGUUGACCCAAGAUCCUGGCUACUUCAGCACGUCUCCGUCACAGCAGCUGCAGUACUCCACUAGACACAGCGCACAGACAACACCCAACACUCCCUCUAGCAUACCUGACAUUGUACUGACAGAUUUCUCCAGUACAGCAGAAGAGUUGGCAAACCGAAAUGACGAGUUCACUAAGGAGUUAGGAGUUGCAAUGGCAGGCGCCUUUGACACUGACGAAGCUUUCCGUGAAGGUUUGGGAAUCAUAGACUUUGACGCACUUCAAAUGUUGACUGAUCCAACGGAAAUCAUCACCGACCCCAACGCUGAAGAGCACUUCAGGCAAGACAGGUUCCAGUGAGACACUCUUCCUCGGACUUUAGUCAUCUUAAGCAUAAGAGUGUAUCUAGCGUAGUUUCGUAAGCAUCCUGACUCAGUUUUCUAUCUAAAGUGUUCAUUUAAUAACAUACUACAAAGAGAAACUAACUUUCUUUUAGAUUUCUCACUAUCCAAAAUCACUGUUUCUAAAAGUGUAUUAGGGUUGCGGAAAAGCUGUUUGGAUUAAAAUAUCAGUGCCAUAAUCAAAUUUGGAAUUGGUAGGAUACAAUUUUUAAAGAUCUCAUUGUUAACGCGAUUCAAUUUUGACAUUUGCUAAACAAUUUAAUCAUAAUUUUGUAAGAUUUGAAAAUGGUCGACAUUCUAAUAAUUUACAGUGUUAUCCAGAUUUUGUUUAACAUUUCAAGUUUUAUUUUGUUUUAGUAAAAAACUUUUUGUUAGGUCUAGGAAAGGUUUUUAGUUAUUUUGAUGCCACUAACAUACAGGAUUUUACGUUCUUCUGUGUUAGUUGUCUUUGCUCAAAUAUUUAGUUUUUGAAGGAUUUAAUUUUUGUUUUCCUUAUUUUUAUUUAUCUUAUUUUAGCAGUAGACAAAGUACCAUUUUGCUCAAUUUAUUAUCCUGUAAUCCGACAUUGUACUUCCAUUGAGCUAUUUGAAAGGCAACCCUUUACAAAAAAUAUUUAUGUCUAGAAUAUUUUUUUCCAAAUAUAAUAAUUUUUUUUUAAGGAUACAUUUUUUUAAUAUAACAAAUUACAUUACUUACCAAGCACUCUAAACAUUCUAUUUGAGCAACUUAUUUUUUUGUAAAUUGUAAUUUUUUUUAGUUAUUUUGUCUGCCCACUCAAUUGAAUGAUUACUUUGUAAGAUGAAGAAUUUUGAACUGUUCUUGGAAUUGAACUAUUGUCUUUCAAUUUGUAGAGAUGGCUUUCGAAUUAUCUAUCAACCACACCAAUCCA
Messenger RNA from Macrosteles quadrilineatus (aster leafhopper), 2562 nucleotides. RefSeq names its product CREB-regulated transcription coactivator 1-like. Lineage: Eukaryota; Metazoa; Arthropoda; Insecta; Hemiptera; Cicadellidae. Gene Ontology annotation, molecular function: cAMP response element binding protein binding. The record is from RefSeq and is a predicted model, not a curated record. Gene Ontology annotation, biological process: positive regulation of transcription by RNA polymerase II; protein homotetramerization. Gene Ontology annotation, cellular component: cytoplasm; nucleus. Bases 13 to 1632 code for a protein of 539 amino acids. The transcript is spliced from 13 exons.